Molecule: messenger RNA, 2317 nt
Organism: Hippoglossus stenolepis (Pacific halibut)
Lineage: Eukaryota; Metazoa; Chordata; Actinopteri; Pleuronectiformes; Pleuronectidae
Gene: dnajb6b
Product: DnaJ heat shock protein family (Hsp40) member B6b
Exons: 10
Coding region: 427-1407 (326 amino acids)
Biological process (GO): positive regulation of proteasomal ubiquitin-dependent protein catabolic process; protein refolding
Cellular component (GO): cytosol; endoplasmic reticulum membrane
Molecular function (GO): ATPase activator activity; Hsp70 protein binding
Source: RefSeq, a predicted model, not a curated record
GUGGGCAGUAACUCACACAGGCAGCAGGUCACGAGGAUCAGAUGUAUAAAGUGUGCUUUGGUCUUUUUAUGGCCCUUCCAUCUUCCACCAGGUCUGGAACAAACUAACGUUUAACAUCCGUUUUGUCCAAACCAAGCACGCGUGCAUAUGGGGGGUCCCCAGCUGAUGUGGCAGUUCUCCGGCGUCCUACAGUCCCUGAAGGCAGCAGCGGCAGCAGCAGCAGUACCCGCAGUUCACGCUCAGUUUCCGCACUGAGACCAGAGGACAGAGACCGGAGGACCCAGGAGACAGGAGGGACAGGACAGACAGGAGGGACAGUACAGACAGGAGCCAGAGGACAGACGCCCGGAGCGGACACUCCCCCACACAGAGGCGACUUUGUGAAUCUUCACAGGAGACAGCACCCACAAACACACAGACAGAGCCAUGGUGGAAUACUACCAGAUGUUAGGAGUCCAGAGAAAUGCAACGCAAGAGGACAUCAAAAAAGCUUACAGAAAAUUGGCAUUGAAGUGGCAUCCAGACAAGAACCCAGACAACAAGGAGGAAGCAGAGAGAAAAUUCAAAGAGCUGUCAGAGGCGUAUGAAGUGCUCUCAGAUGAAAGUAAGAGGAAUAUUUAUGACAGAUACGGCAAAGAAGGCCUUUCAGCAGGAGGAGGCGGAGGAGGCGGAGGAGGAGGCCAUUACAAUCACUAUGGCGGUGGCAGCUUCACAUUCCGUAAUCCUGAGGAUGUUUUCAGGGAAUUCUUUGGUGGCAGAGAUCCAUUUGCAGAUUUGUUUGCCGAAGACCCUUUUGAUUUCUACGGAGGCAAUUGCGGUCGCCAGAGAGGCGCAAGUCGGAACAGGAUGGGCGGCCCGAUCUUUGGUUUUGGGGGCUUCCCAGCUUUCGGGCAUGGCUUCUCAGGGUUUGAUUCAGGUUUUACCUCGUUUGGAGAAAUGGGUGGAGGAGGCAUCACCUCUUUCUCUUCUUCAUCUUUUGGUGGCGGCGGCGGCGGAGGAGGAGGAGGGAUGGGUAAUUUCAAAUCAGUGUCGACCUCCACAAAGUUCAUCAACGGCAGAAGAAUUACAACAAAACGGAUUGUGGAGAACGGCCAAGAGCGAGUGGAGGUGGAGGAAGAUGGUCAGUUAAAAUCUCUUACAGUUAAUGACAUCGCAGCCGAAGACCCCUCGGAGGAAGAGGGCCGUCGCCGCAGACAGAACGCACUUCCUGGCCUCAGCUUGCACCCACGCUACCUGAGGAACUCCACCCAAACCCCCGCAGAGGAAGAGGAGGACCACGGCCUGCAGUGCCUAACGAGAGGACACACGGACUCCAAGAGGAAGAAACUGUGGCUAAAGGAGGAGUCCAAAAAGAAAAGAGCUCCUCGACUCUUCCCACGAUUCGGUGGACUCGGCUCCUUUUUUUAAACGCACACACACACACACGCACACACACGCACACACACGCACACACACACCUACAUAGUUGUUGGCAGAAGCGCCAUCAAUCACACGUGGCAUUAUUUCAUCUGUGCUACGUAUCAGAGGCCCAACAUCCCCACUGUGCCGUAUCUUCUCUUGUCCAUCAGCUGCAGUGCAGAUUAUAACCACUGUACACGUUCAUCAGCUGAGCGCCAGCCUGCAGAGACCUCACGUCCAUGUUUUGUUUUGUCCAAGGUGCUUUUUUUUUUUGUAGUUAAGCUUUUGCAUUUUGCUGUAUUUAUUGUUGGGGGCUGUGGAUGUACAGUGAGCGUUCAGAACCCUAAUUAAUCUCCUACGUUUGGACUGCUCCACGUUUUUGGCAGCGUGUUUUUUGUCAGAGCGCGUGUUUGCAUUUGAACGGGUUCCGGUGGAAGGAGAAUUACAGUAGCGGCCUUGUUUGUGAUAAGCGUGAGAAUCACUGCACUAAUACUGUAAAGCAAGUGAGAGUAAAUGAAGGUCAGGCUGCUCAGUGAAUCCUUUCUCCAAUAGAGAGAAUAGAGAGGGGAGAGAACACAAUGAAAGCACUUAAGAGUCAACGUUUUUUUUACAGAAAGAGAUGAACAUAUUCUGCACUCUCCUGCGUCAUAUAUGAAAACUGAUCAUCAACACUCUGGCAGUAAUAUUAUCCACAAUAUACCACGACUCCCACAGGACGAGAAACUGCUUCUAACUCCUCUGAAAAAACAUGAUUUCCUGGAUUCAAGUGUUUCACAAAAGAGACAAACACGACAGUUUCCCUCGUCUGACUUGUCCUUGACAGUUUGUUCUCAUGAUUAGCGAGUGGAAAUGUGGAAAUGUCAAAGAAAUGUUCAUUUUUUUAUGGACUCUUACAAAUAAAUGCGUAAAGAAAAACGUG